Colossoma macropomum (tambaqui) is the source of this 1087-nucleotide messenger RNA. RefSeq names its product glutathione S-transferase Mu 3-like. The transcript is spliced from 8 exons. Gene Ontology annotation, molecular function: glutathione transferase activity. The record is from RefSeq and is a predicted model, not a curated record. NCBI's taxonomy places the organism in Eukaryota, Metazoa, Chordata, Actinopteri, Characiformes, Serrasalmidae. Gene Ontology annotation, biological process: glutathione metabolic process. The coding region runs from base 87 to 746 and encodes 219 amino acids.
GCUCUGCUCGCUGCGCUGGAUUCCGUUUAAGUGAACUGACUGACCCUCUGUCGAGGAACUGAGUUUGACGCUUGAGCUGCUUCAAGAUGACGAUGAAACUGGUUUACUGGGAUAUUCGAGGGCUCGCCCAGCCUAUCCGUCUGCUGCUGGAGUACACCGGCACCAAGUUUGAGGACAAAUUCUACUCCUGUGGAGAAGCUCCCAAUUAUGACAAAAGCUGCUGGUUUGAAGAGAAGGCCAAACUCCAAAUGGACUUCCCUAAUUUGCCCUACCUUGAAGAUGGUGACAGGAAGAUUGUGCAGAGCAAUGCCAUAAUGAGAUACAUUGCCCGCAAGCACAACCUCUGUGGAGAGACAGAAGAUGAGAAGAUCCGAGUGGACAUCCUGGAGAAUCAGGCGAUGGACUUUCGCAAUGGUUUUGUCAUCCUCUGCUAUAGGGAAUAUGACACUAAUAAGCAAGCAUACUUGAAGGCGCUGCCAGGAGUUCUUAAGCAAUUCUCUAACUUCUUGGGCGAGAGGAAGUGGUUUGCUGGUGACAAGAUCACAUUUGUGGACUUCAUCAUGUACGAGCUGUUGGACCAGCACCGCAUGUUUGAGCCCAAGUGCCUGGACGACUUCAAGAACCUGAAAGAUUUGCUGGACCGAUUUGAGGCCCUUGAGAAAAUAUCUGCUUACAUGAAGUCGAGCAGGUUUAUGAAGACGCCAGUGAACAACAAGAUGGCUAAAUGGGGCAACAAGAAGGAGUGAACAAAGUGUUCCUUUGUCAUAGUGCUUUGAAGAUUUGGUACUAGAAGUAAUACUAAUAGAAGACUAAUUUUUGCCAAAUGAUGUUUUACACCAUACACAACUCUAAAAUGCCUUAAAUGUAGCUGUGCACAGAACAGUUUGUAGUGAUCAGUGUACAUCCCAGUAAUAUAGUCGCCGCUCUUCACAUUAGGGUCAUUUUUAUUUUGUCAGUACACUAACAAACAAUACACUGCGAAGACCUUAGCACAGCACUUAUUUGAGUUAAAAGUUGUUCAUAGAGGAAGAAGGGCUUUUUUUGGGUCGUGGAGUGACUGACGAGCACUGUUGCUUUGUUAGACUUU